AUGGUUAAUAAUUCCAGCAAGGCAUUCAUCUCGGUGAUGGCCAUAGUAGGCUACAACACCUCCCUUGCAAAGCAGUACCGCCCAGUUGCUUGGCUGUACGGCAAGGAUCACAGCACUGGUACCCGAUUCUAUCUGAAACCAUCUCAUCGUGGUGUCAUGCAACUUGAGGACUUCCAUGUGGGUUAUAUGCGUAAGUGGACUUAUGAAAACACUGACGGCACUGUAGAGUGCGUGCCUACUACUCAUUAUACCCUCCCAAAUCGGGAAAGCCCUGUAAAUGGGGCCUUGGUUACUGCUAUUGAUGGAACGACGAACAAACAGAUCUCAUUUUCCGUAAAGGUUAAUACACACGAUGCUUCCAGGGAAUGUUUCGAACCUUAUCGAGAUCAAGUUGUCCAGCCUGGUCUGAUGAACGAACUCAACGAAUUGUGCUCCAGGGUUGGCUUGAGAGUCAUCAAUAGUGCGCCUAUCACCGACGUCGGAGGAGGCAUAUAUUAUCCCACUAUCGAACCCAAGAACGGCACGUACACUGGUGAAAAAACAGGGCAAUCCGGACUCGAGAAAAUUGCUCUGCAGAUUAACGUGCAAGGAGGUAAGAUCGAACAAGUCUAUCCAUCGUCAUCAAAUAUAGUGCUAGAGGAACUCAUGUACACUACAGUCGGUGACGCUCUCUAUGUUGAAGUCGGAGCCUCUGGUACGAAGUCCCACCGAAAAUCUAAUAUUAUUCUCGAGCCAGCAGGAAGACCGAUUGCACAUGAAUACCAAGCAAUCAAUUGGAGAAGUUCGAGAGACUGGAAGCAGGAUGUUCCGGGUGCCGACGCUUCCACUGGAAGGGACCAUAAAAAGGAGAAGGAUAUCAGGAAUGAAGAAGCCGGAAAAUCUAAGGGCGUACUCAGACGUCUCGUGAAGAGGGUUACGAGUAAGAAGGGGAGCGGUUACGAACGUCUAUAA
Molecule: messenger RNA, 951 nt
Organism: Perkinsus marinus ATCC 50983
Lineage: Eukaryota; Perkinsozoa; Perkinsida; Perkinsidae
Exons: 1
Coding region: 1-951 (316 amino acids)
Source: RefSeq, a predicted model, not a curated record